Molecule: messenger RNA, 792 nt
Organism: Dermacentor albipictus
Lineage: Eukaryota; Metazoa; Arthropoda; Arachnida; Ixodida; Ixodidae
Source: RefSeq, a predicted model, not a curated record
AGGACGGCUUCAUUUCGCCGACAAGCCACGCUCCUCGCUUAAUAAGUAAAAGCAGAAAAAGAAGAAGGCCGCUCUCCUAGAAAAGGGAAGACAAGGUGUCUAUCCGCAAGCCAGCAGCAGUUAUGUCCGUAAGCAAGCUUCCCUUCCCCGUCAAGGAGCGCAAUACGAAAGUGCAGCGUUACGAUAUACCCAGGUUCACCCACGACGAGCAAGGCUACCUCGUGUUGGACGACCUCCACACCGCAGACCUCCCGCAAGGUCCCCCGGAGGAUGCGGGCCACGCCCGGAAGCGCUUCGUGGCUGUCGUGUGUGGCGUCGCACUUCUCGCCGGUGCCGUGGCCUUCCUUGCGGGCGUCAUCGUGGCGGACCCCUCGGCGUUUUUCGGCCGGCCCGGCGGUGAGAUGAAUCGAUGGUGCUCCAACACGACAAGCCUCGGAAAAGCAAACGCUUCAUCGAAUCAAGCCAUUUACGCCGACUCAUCUCUUCUCGAAGACGACAACGCAAUAGGACUUCUUACCAGCUCAGAAGCGAUUGACAUCCCUGCGACAGGGCCUAGGGUCUUCGAACACACCUUGGAAUGACACAGGCUGCUGCGCGCUAGCGUUCCAACUAUCCAAUGCCGUAUUUUCACGCUAUUGUUUUCACAAUAUCUGGAAGCAAAAACGUAAUUCUAUAUAUCGGGAACUGUCCGCUUAUGCAGAAAACAAUCAAUUCAAUAACGCUCAAGCACUCGUUUACACUGCAUACCUGUUAUUCUUUAUUGUUAUUGCGGUAAUAAUUAUACGAAACCUA